UACAUUGUUCCGUGAUCUGUAUGACCCGUCGGAUCCUCUCUCAAGCACGCAUAUUUACCCGCAUGUCUGCACUCUCUAUACAGAGCCCAAAAGCGAGCGAAAGGCGUUCAUCUCCUUCCUUAAUUCCCGCAUCAAAAAAAGAAAACCCCCCCACUAAAAAAAAAGUGCACCGAAAAAUAAAUAAAUCAGAAACCCUAACCCUAGCUCCGUACGAUGAAGAAGAGAGCUUCCUUCGGUUUCUUCGCGAUCGCCAUGGCUUUCCUCUUCUUCCUCUCGAUGAAGAUCCAGUUGGAUCACACCGAGAGGGACGAGUGGAAGAGCGAGGUAUGGGGACUGCCACGUGGCAUUGUGGAGUCGGAGUCGGACUUGGAGUUGAAGCCCCUUUGGGAGGGCUCGAGGUCUAAAGAUAAGAAAGAAAAUUUCACUGCGUUGUUGGCAAUGGCUGUUGGUGUUUCUCAGAAGCAGAAUGUCGAUCUUAUAGUUACUCAGUUUCUUCUAGCAAAGUGCUCAGUUAUAGUAUUUCAUUAUGACGGGAACGUGGAUGAAUGGCGUGAUCUCGAGUGGAACGAUAGAGCAAUACACAUACUAGCUCAUAACCAGACAAAGUGGUGGUUUGCAAAACGAUUUUUGCAUCCAGAUGUGGUAUCUGUUUACGACUAUAUCUUUUUGUGGGAUGAAGACUUAGGAGUGGAGAAUUUUCAUCCUGGAAGGUAUAUGCAGCUAAUGCUUUCUGAAGAAUUAGAGAUUUCACAGCCUGCUUUGGAUCCGGAGCUAUCAUCUGAUAUUCAUCACCGCAUUACAGUUCGAGAUAGGAAGACAAAGGUCCAUAGGCGAGUUUAUGAUUAUCGUGGAAGCCUGAACUGCUCUGAUGAAAGCACAGGACCUCCGUGUACUGGAUGGGUUGAAGGAAUGGCACCUGUGUUCUCUCGAGCUGCAUGGCGAUGUGUUUGGCAUCUUAUCCAGAAUGACUUGAUUCAUGGAUGGGGUUUGGAUAUGAAGCUUGGAUAUUGUGCUCAGGGUGAUCGAACGAAGAAGGUUGGAGUGAUUGACACCGAAUACGUUGUUCACUUAGGAAUACCAUCCUUGGGAGGGGCAUCUGCUACUAAGGCGCCAGGCUAUAAAACAUUGGAUUUAAGAACUCAUAUCAGAAGGCAGUCAACUGCGGAGCUGAAAAAAUUCAGGACACGCUGGAAUCGUGCUGAGAGUGAAGACGAACAAUGGGCUCGACGUUUUGGAACUCUCACAAGUGGAAAAGGAUGAAGGCAUGAAGGAAUCACAGGAAUAUUUCAAAUUUCUAAACUAAAAUAUUAUCCUGGGCUUAGUGAUUAACACUUGCAGUUGCUCAUUGGUAGUGAUCCUAUUUUAUGCCAAUUAGUCAAGUGGGCCUGGGCCUGAAUUCAUAUACCAAUUGCAAUGCCAAAAGAUCACAGAAGGCUGGAGAUUAGCAUGAAACAGAGCCUAAAUCAAAUAAAUUCAUGAUUGUCUUAUAUUCAUUUUACCUCAUGUUACGAUCUCUUAGUUUGAGUUGUAAAGAAGUUAUUCUUGUUUCUAA
Asparagus officinalis (garden asparagus) is the source of this 1552-nucleotide messenger RNA. RefSeq lists its product as uncharacterized. Lineage: Eukaryota; Viridiplantae; Streptophyta; Magnoliopsida; Asparagales; Asparagaceae. The transcript is spliced from 13 exons. The record is from RefSeq and is a predicted model, not a curated record. The coding region runs from base 214 to 1260 and encodes 348 amino acids.